Molecule: messenger RNA, 918 nt
Organism: Aspergillus bombycis
Lineage: Eukaryota; Fungi; Ascomycota; Eurotiomycetes; Eurotiales; Aspergillaceae
Exons: 3
Coding region: 1-918 (305 amino acids)
Source: RefSeq, a predicted model, not a curated record
AUGGGCAACGUCAGAAAAGUUUCUAUCAUUGGGGCCACCGGCACCCUUGGUUCUCGCAUCUCUGGCGCAUUGCGAGCUGCUGGCCACGAGGUAACCGCUAUCCAGCGUAAGGACUCGAGCAAGCCCGCUCCAGAGGGCCUGAAAUCUAUCAAGGUCGAUUACCAGAACAAGGAGGAGUUGGUUUCAACUUUCACUGGCCAGGAUGUUGUCAUCAGUGCGGUCCCUUUCCCUCUGCUCGACUCGGAAAAGAUCAUAAUCGAUGCCUGCAUUUCUGCAUCCGUCAAGCGUUUCAUUCCCUCCGAGUUCACCACUAUGCUCGAGUCCCCCCUAUCCAUCAACCUACCAAUUGCCAAGGAGAAGGUUCUAAUUCGUCAGUACCUCACCUCCGUCAUGUCCAGUACCUCCAGCCCCACCACAUGGACCUCGGUCAAUAACGGCGCCUUCUUUGACAUGGCCCUUAAGUACGGCGUCUUAGGCCCCAACCAUAUGACCAAAAAAGCCAUCUUUCACGAUGGCGGUGACAAGCCGAUCGCCGUGUCGACCCUCUCUGAUAUCGCCGCGGCGAUUGUCAAGCUGCUGGAGAGCAACAGCAACUUCGAGGCUGCCGCCAAUCAGCCCGUCUAUAUCUGCUCGGCUGCUGUCACGGAGCGCCAUCUGACUGGGCUUGUUUCUGAAGUCACUGGCAUUGACUUCGGUACUCCGGAAGAAGUGUCAGUGAAGGAGCUGAUCACGAAGUCAGAUGAGAAGUUGAAGCAGGGAGACAAGUCGGUAAUCAUCAACUACUACUUCCAGAUGAUGUACGGGGAAGGGUAUAAGGGUGGCGACUUCAUGCAGUUCAACUGGAAUGAACGAUUGGGUCUGCGGAUUAUGUCUGAACAGGAGCUCAAGAGCACCAUUCAGCAAAUCUUGGGUAAUUAG